AUGCCUCCAAGGUCGUCGCCGUCCAGCUCAAAGCCAAGAACUUGCACAGUCUGCGGCGAUCAUCUCACAACGUCGCAAGUCAGUGUUAUCGAAGACUCACUAGUCUGCACCGCCUGCGUCCAGGAACUCUUCGAACUCUCGCUUGCGAACGAAAACAACUUUCCACCCCACUGGGGUAAGGCUGUCCUCAAUCCAAAGAAUUUCAAGCAAAUUCUCGAUCCGGCAUUCUUCAAGAAAUACGCAUGUCUGGAGAAUUUCGAUCUGGGCGAGGAUACUGAAGGUGAGACGGAGGGCGGGCCUUUAGAGAUUGACCAUGUCUGUUCGAAAGAGCAGGGGAAGCUCGAUCCGUUUGAGGGAUUGAGGAGUGGGAAGGACUACCAGAUCUGCCCGAACGAGGGCUGUCGACGGCCAGCGGAGUUGGCUGCUGGGUGCAACCACAUCGCAUGCCCAUGCGGCACGAACUACUGUUUCAUAUGUGCCAAACCAGCGGAAGAGCUCUCCGACCACUGGAAACUCGGAGGAUGUCCGCGGUAUGGGCAGCCUGGCAGCUCCAGUGCGUUGUACAAUGACGACAUCCGCCUUGCCAACGAUGAUGACGAGUCGGAUGUUGAGAAUGAGGAUCUUUGGCGCUGGCAGAUGCAGACUUUGCUGGAGCAGCAGGGGCUCCAGGAGCCGGAGCCGGAGCAGGCGGGUAAUCGCUCGAGGGAUGAUCGCGACAGCGAGCCUCAUCGGACCUCAGCACGGAGGACGAACUCGAGAUUGCGGGAACCUGGCGGGCAUAGGAGGAUCGACCAUCGUGCACCCAUGAGCGACCACGACUUGGGGAACCACACUGAGGUUACUGGUGACCAAAGCGUGGACUACGACAAAUAG
Messenger RNA from Zasmidium cellare ATCC 36951, 873 nucleotides. RefSeq lists its product as uncharacterized. Gene Ontology annotation, molecular function: zinc ion binding. The coding region runs from base 1 to 873 and encodes 290 amino acids. Lineage: Eukaryota; Fungi; Ascomycota; Dothideomycetes; Mycosphaerellales; Mycosphaerellaceae. The transcript has 4 exons. The record is from RefSeq and is a predicted model, not a curated record.